This is a messenger RNA of Loxodonta africana (African savanna elephant), 1782 nucleotides long. RefSeq names its product ankyrin repeat domain 1 (gene ANKRD1). The transcript is spliced from 9 exons. The record is from RefSeq and is a predicted model, not a curated record. The coding region runs from base 98 to 1057 and encodes 319 amino acids. Lineage: Eukaryota; Metazoa; Chordata; Mammalia; Proboscidea; Elephantidae. Gene Ontology annotation, molecular function: protein binding.
UGGAAGAUUAUCUCACCCAGCCCAAGCUAUAUAAGCUGACCGGUGUGGAGGGGUUCAUUCCACAGCAGCAAAACACACAGACCCACUUCGGGCAAACAUGAUGGUACUGAAAGUGGAGGAGCUGGUCACAGGGAAAAAGAAUGGCAAUGGUGAGACAGGGGAGUUCCUGCCUGAGGAUUUCAGAGAUGGAGAGUAUGAAGCUGCUGUUACUUUAGAGAAGCAAGAUGACCUGAAAACGCUUCCAGGCCACCAUGUGAGCGUGGGGGAACAACAGUGGCAAAGCGAGAAACAGAGAGAGGCAGAGCUCAAGAAGAAGAAACUAGAACAAAGAUCAAAGCUUGAAAAUUUAGAAGACCUCGAAAUAAUCAUUCAGCUCAAGAAAAGAAAAAAAUACAGGAAAACAAAAGUUCCAGUCGUUAAGGAAUCAGAACCUGAAAUCAUUACAGAACCUGUGGAUGUGCCCAGGUUUCUAAAGGCUGCCCUGGAGAACAAACUGCCAGUAGUAGAAAAAUUCUUGUCAGACAAGAACAAUCCAGAUGUCUGUGAUGAGUAUAAACGGACAGCUCUUCAUAGAGCCUGCCUGGAAGGACAUUUGGCAAUUGUGGAGAAGUUAAUGGAAGCUGGAGCCCAGAUCGAAUUCCGUGAUAUGCUUGAAUCCACAGCCAUCCACUGGGCAAGCCGUGGAGGAAACCUGGAUGUCUUAAAAUUGCUGCUGAACAAAGGAGCAAAAAUCAACGCCCGAGAUAAGUUGCUCAGCACAGCGCUGCAUGUGGCCGUGAGGACCGGCCACUACGAAUGCGCAGAGCAUCUCAUCGCAUGUGAGGCGGACCUCAACGCCAAAGACAGAGAAGGAGAUACCCCUCUGCAUGAUGCCGUGAGACUGAAUCGGUAUAAAAUGAUUAGACUCCUGAUUAUGUAUGGCGCCGAUCUCAACAUCAAGAACUGUGCUGGGAAGACCCCAAUGGAUCUGGUGCUGCAUUGGCAGAAUGGAACCAAAGCCAUAUUUGACAGCCUCAAAGAGAACUCCUACAAAGCCUCUCGCAUAGCUACCUUCUAAGGGCAAUAACAACGGACUUUCAUCAACUGCUUUUCACUGACAUUUUGAAAGCACGACCCAAGAGAAGAGCAACUAGCUGUAAAACCUAGCUUUGGUUUAUCAAACUGUGGUAAAGCUGUACCUAAUGAAGUUUUGAGAAAGCACGGGGAUAUAGGUAUUCACAUUUCCAUUAGUUGAGUGAAAUUCACCUUAUUUAUUUUUAUUUAUCCCAGCUUAUUUAUUUACCUUGAUGCCACUGGUAUUUAGACCCUUCAUGGUCAUCAUUUGGUGAUCAAAGCUUAAUUUGUAUAUACAUUUCCAGAACCUUCCCAGAAAUGGUUCUUAAAUGAGAACAAUGAGCAAUGCUGGAAGUGCCGGCUUAGGUAUCACCUCACUCAUGUAAGAUAUUUCAAGGUGUCUUUAAAAGACAAAGGUGAUCAUUGCAGCCCUCUUUUCUCCUGAAUUUUUAAUGCUGAAGUUUGAAGGAGGCAACGGAAGGCAUAUAGUGACAGGAAAGAAAGGAAGCAAAGUCAAGUGAAAGGGAUUCCGUGAGAAGGACAGUAAAGGCAGCCAUUUCACCUCUGGGCCUGGUAUUUGUUACCCAGUCAUGCACUGUAUCAAGGUGACGAGAAUGUCAUGAGUGUACGGGCAGGGUAGUGGACAGAGCGGGCAACUGGGUCGUGCAGAAAUGAAUUUGCUAAAAAAAAAAGAUGAAAGUAAAUACAAACUGUAAAUGUGUAAAUGUA